CUGUCACCAUUAAACACGGAGUGUUCGAUUUUAGUUUUUCUGAGCCCCUGACAAACAACUGUUGAACUUUGCUAUUUGACGCCGAAUAUUUUGACGUAACUCCUUCAAACAAGAUACGGUAGUGCGCCAGCGCACGUACGUAAACCAGUUCAAGAAUAUGGUACAGACGUUUGUUAACAAGAAGUCGUUCUUUGGGCUGAGCGUGCACUCACUGUGCAGUCAGUGUGUCAUGGAGGAGGAAGGUAAAUAGAAGACCUGCGCUUACAAAACACGACGGACGAUUUAGUGGCUGUUUUUUGGGGGGGGGGGCAUGGCACUCUAACGACGUCAACUUUAGUCCGGACGCGGUGAUAAAAGCACAACAGAGCGAGCGGAGGUAUCGGAGAAGGAGGCACAGCGGUGGUUGAAGCUCCAGGCAGCAGCUUCUGUCGGCGUUCUCAGGUGGCCCGUUUGGGAUUGCCUCAUCCUGGUAUUGCCAUGGCGAUGCGGGAGCUUGUGGAGGCAGAAUGUGGCGGAGCAAAUCCACUCAUGAAGUUGACCGGUCACCUGACCAAGGAAGGUGGGGCAUGGCGGCACCGCUCCACACCUACGAUUCCUCCAACACCCAUUGAACUCACAACUGAAGAAGAGCUAGUGAAUGAGUUCCUCCAUGCACCUCCACGUCCCCCUCACACAUUUGACAUGGGUCAGCUGCUGGAAGAGAUGCAGCAGAUCGACCAGCAGAGCUACAGACAGGCUCCGCAGAGAGCUCCAGAUGUGGCAGCGUUGGCUCUGUCGGGUGACUGGGCAGCAGAGUUCAUCUCUGGUUCGGACUCUGCGUCGACGGCGGGCCUCGUCGCACUCAGUGACGCAGCAGACGCUGACUGGACUAAAGAAUUCAUUGCUCAGGCUGCAGAUCCUGGACGCUGGGCAGAGGAAUAUCUGGAACAGUCAGAGGAGAAGCUGUGGCUGGGAGACUUUGGAGACAAGGAGAACGAGUGGACAAAGGAAUACCAUCCUGGAGAGGAGUUGAGGCAGACCGCCAAUGAGCUUGUCUCAAACAUUGAUGACCCAAAGUUACAAAACACAGAGUUCCUGCGAUUCAUUAGGCAAAUUGGCGAGGGCAGUGUGACAGUGGAAAGCAGGACAGACAAACAGCUCACAGAUAAAGCUCAGGCCGAGGAGGCUCACAACUGGGCUUCCAACCUCAACCAGGUGUCGCAGGAGUCUGCUGAAGCCUGGGUGGAUGAGUUCACUGCUGCAGGACCGGAUUUCCACCAAGCCAAAGCAGCGGUAGAGAGUGAUGUGGAUUUCUGGGAGAAGCUGCAGCAGGAGUGGGAGGAGAUGGCAAAACGGGACGCAGAGAGUCAUCCCUGGUUGUCGGACUUUGAUCAGCUGCUGAGCUCAUCUUACGACAAGGGGUAUCAAUUUGAAGAGGACAACCCCUACUUGUCCCACCAGGACCCUCUAACGGAAGGCGUGAAGAGAAUGGAGGCUGGAGAUAUCCCUGGGGCUGUGCGCUUCUUUGAGAGUGCAGUACAGAAAGAACCAGACAACCAGCUGGCUUGGCAAUAUCUGGGCACUUGUCAAGCAGAAAAUGAACAAGAAUUUGCUGCCAUCAGCGCUCUCCGCAGAUGUGUGGAGCUGAAGAACGACAACCUGACCGCUCUGAUGGCACUGGCCGUCAGCUUCACCAACGAGUCACUGCACCGGCAGGCCUGCGAGACUUUACGUGACUGGCUCAAGCAUAACCCCAAAUACAGCGCUGUUUGGGAGCAGCACGAGCGGGAACGCCAACAGGCCGCUUCUGGAGAAAGGGAAAAACAGAGGGAACGUUUUGGCUCUCUCCUGCCAGAGUCCUUGUUUUCAGACGUACAGACCUUGUUCCUGCAUGCGGCCAACACGGACCCUGCGCAAGUGGACCCUCAGCUGCAGUGCGGUCUGGGAGUCCUCUUCAACCUCAGCGGCGAGUACGAUAAAGCGGUGGACUGUUUCACCGCGGCACUCUCUGCCACACCACAGGACUAUUUACUCUGGAACAAGUUGGGUGCCACGCUGGCCAACGGUAGCCGCUCGGAAGAGGCCGUAGCUGCUUACAGGAGAGCCUUGGAAUUGCAGCCAGGUUUCGUCCGCAGUCGCUACAACCUGGGAAUCAGUUGUGUUAACUUAGGAGCGCACAGAGAGGCGGUGGAGCACUUCCUGGAAGCGCUGUCUCUUCAGCGCCACGCUGCCGCCGGCGCAGAAGCCAGAGCCAGGCGGGGACCCGGCGGCACCGCAGCCACCGUCAUGUCCGACAACAUCUGGUCCACCCUGCGAAUGGCUCUCAGCAUGAUGGGGGAGAGCUCGCUGUACUCGGCCGCUGACCGCCGCGACCUGGACACGUUACUGGCCCACUUCUGCCAGAGGGAAGUGGAGGGCGGGCCCGAAUGAAGGUCUGUCACUGGGGGUCUUAUUGAGUGCGAAUGUUCCCUGUAUGGAGGUACAUGCACUGAAAGGGACAACAUGAGGGAACUGAGGAGGACGACACUGUGAAUCGUCCUCUGUUCAUCAAUCGGUGCCCUUCGGAGACAAAUGCAGUAUAUGUAUCAGCCAACCGGAGUACAUUUAUUUUGUGUAUUUGGCAUUUCAUGUUUCUUCUUACAAUGCUUUGACAGUUUUGUAGUAACACUACUGCAGUUUUCUUCUCUUCAAAUACGAGGAGCGCCCUCAACUCCAGCAUGGUUAUGAUGUACAGUAGAUUGAUGGUUCAAACAAAGUGAGUACAAAUUUUGAAGUUGCUCCCCUUUUUGUCACAAAGACUUGCAAAAUGGAAUGGUUAUACCAAUUGUUCUUUUUUUUUGUACAAACAUUAUUUAAUUUUUUUUUUUUUUACAAUCAGUUAUCAGCCUGGCCGUUGAACAGAAGUAUAGUGAAAUGGUUAUGAGUGCUUGUGUGACUGAGACAGCAUGGGUGUGUGAUUUGGUGAGAAAGAGUGAGGAACAGUUUGUGUGUGCGCCUGCGUGUGCAUGCGUGUUUGUGAGAUAGAGAUUGUCAAUUUGUUUUAGUGAGAUGUAUGUGAGGUUGUUAGUGUGAGUUUGGGUGUGUGAUGUUUCACGUGAAGGAGCUUGUGUCAGAGGGUUUUGUGUGUGUGUGUGCGCGCGCGUUUGAGAGUUUCUCUGUAUGUACAGGCAAAGUGAAUGUUAAGAUCAUAUUUCUUUAAUAUGGCAGGUUCUGUUUGGGCUCCUCCCUCCCUUUUUCACAUCUCUCAUCAAACAGAUGUCUCCAUUGUAAAUUGAACUGCUUAUUAUGUGUAUUGUCACCUAAUUGUUGCACUAUAAUUCUUUUCAGGCAACUGAUGGCCUGGCUGCAAUGUUUCAUACAAUAAUCAGCAAUAAAGCUUGGUUUUCAAAGUG
Messenger RNA from Syngnathoides biaculeatus (alligator pipefish), 3371 nucleotides. RefSeq names its product peroxisomal biogenesis factor 5 (gene pex5). Lineage: Eukaryota; Metazoa; Chordata; Actinopteri; Syngnathiformes; Syngnathidae. The transcript has 16 exons. The record is from RefSeq and is a predicted model, not a curated record. Gene Ontology annotation, biological process: protein import into peroxisome matrix, docking. The coding region runs from base 478 to 2409 and encodes 643 amino acids. Gene Ontology annotation, cellular component: peroxisomal membrane; cytosol. Gene Ontology annotation, molecular function: protein binding.